UUUCGCCAUGGACUCUUAUUUUGAAACUGACCGGAUAUUGUCACGACUGUUGAGGAUGAGUUUAGUUUGUAGUGUAGAGGCGUAACAAAAACGGUUCUUUGAGUGAGUUUAUAAAACUAUUAUCAACGCGGCUGUCGGUCUGAGCUGACCUUUAUCUGUCAGCCAAAGUAUGGCAGACCCGGCCCGUGUUAAAACUGAAGCGGGGUUCGGCGAGGCGAGCACGCCCGCGGAGAGACCCAAGCAGGGUGAGGGGUCCGGUGACGGUCCGGUGAGCGGCAGUACCGCCUCUGAACCCGCUGCAGGCCAGACCAGUAUGAAAGAGGAGGGAAAAGCGAGGUCUGAAGACGCUGCUGCUGGUGAAGAAGAGGAAGAGGGUUCUUCAUCUCUUCACCCCCCUCCUGCUAAAAAACUUAAAGUGGAGCAUGACAAGAAAAAGGAGAAACGGCAAAAAGUUGAUGAAGAUGAAAUACAAAAGAUGCAGGUUUUAGUAUCGUCAUUCUCUGAAGAACAGCUGAACCGCUAUGAGAUGUACAGACGCUCUGCUUUCCCAAAGGCAGCUAUUAAAAGACUAAUUCAGUCCAUCACAGGAUCAUCUGUCUCUCAAAAUGUGGUCAUCGCCAUGUCUGGAAUUGCGAAGGUGUUUGCUGGGGAGAUUGUUGAGGAAGCUCUUGACGUGUGUGAGAAGUGGGGAGACACACCACCUCUGCAGCCCAAACACAUGAGAGAAGCUGUCAGGAGAUUGAAGAGCCGAGAGCAAAUUCCCAACACCAAACACAAACACAUCCUCUUCCACUGAGCUUGAGUCCCUCUUCAGAGAAAAAGUCUUUUUGGAUAAGCAGAGGGAAAAUGGACAUGACCAUAUGUCUUUUUCCAGAUAUUGGAAGGCACUGUUGUUUUGUUCAUGAGGUCUACAGUAGAGGUUGUAGUAAUACUUCUUCUUUCUUUAUCCACAGUCUGUCCUAUGGAACAAGCAGCUGAAUUACAAAAACAAUAACAACAAUAAAUUCAUGUUAAUGAAGAAUUUUGGGACAGUAAAUAUUGAACAGUUCCUUGCUAUGACUCAAGUCUCUACAUCACAGAAAUGUUUGUGCACUCUAAUUUUUUUUAAAAAUAUUUUGUAAUGUUUUUUGUUUUGAAAAUUUAGUAAAUAUGUGCAGUCAUUUUAUGUGUGUGGAAAUGUUAAAAAUGUUAUCUUUUGACUUGAAUGGAAAAUUAAAUAUUUUGACGUAA
Megalobrama amblycephala (Wuchang bream) is the source of this 1230-nucleotide messenger RNA. It is a transcript of the gene taf11, whose product is annotated as TAF11 RNA polymerase II, TATA box binding protein (TBP)-associated factor. NCBI's taxonomy places the organism in Eukaryota, Metazoa, Chordata, Actinopteri, Cypriniformes, Xenocyprididae. The transcript has 6 exons. Gene Ontology annotation, molecular function: transcription coactivator activity; protein heterodimerization activity. The record is from RefSeq and is a predicted model, not a curated record. Gene Ontology annotation, biological process: RNA polymerase II preinitiation complex assembly; transcription initiation at RNA polymerase II promoter. Gene Ontology annotation, cellular component: transcription factor TFIID complex; nucleus. Bases 170 to 796 code for a protein of 208 amino acids.